Molecule: messenger RNA, 1965 nt
Organism: Rhodamnia argentea
Lineage: Eukaryota; Viridiplantae; Streptophyta; Magnoliopsida; Myrtales; Myrtaceae
Product: L-type lectin-domain containing receptor kinase IX.1-like
Exons: 1
Coding region: 1-1965 (654 amino acids)
Biological process (GO): protein phosphorylation
Cellular component (GO): plasma membrane
Molecular function (GO): protein kinase activity; carbohydrate binding; ATP binding
Source: RefSeq, a predicted model, not a curated record
AUGUCUUGUUCUCUUCCUCUGUUCACUCUCUUCAUCCUCUUCUCCCUCGUUUGCUGUCCUGUUAUCCCCUUUGUCAGUUCUGUUUCCUUCAAUGUAAGCAGCUUCGGCACGAAUCUAAGCGACAUACAUUACCAAGGAGUUGCAAAGAUUGUGUCUGGAUCCGUUGUUCUCACGGAAGGCUUCUAUCCCAUCUGUCAAGGAGGCCUGGUGCAGUAUUCCAAGCCCGUUGAUAUAUGGGAUCCUGUUACGAGGAAACAGGCAGAUUUCUCUACUCGUUUCUCUUUCACCUGUGAUGUUUUCAACUCCACUCAAUAUAGUGAUGGCGUGGCCUUCUUUCUUGCUCCUGUUGGCUUCGUAAUCCCCCCUAAAUCGGCUGGUAGAUACAUAGGACUCUUCAAUGGGAGCACGUAUGAUUCUGGGCCCCAGAACCAAAUUGUGGCCGUCGAGUUCGAUAGUUAUGUGAACCCAGAAUUUGAUCCUGCGACGCAACACGUAGGAAUCGACAGAAACUCGCUCUCAUCACUCGUUACUGCCCGUUGGGAUGCCGUCUCACACAACGCUAGUGUUACUCAUGUUUUGGUGACCUAUAAUUCCACUAGCCAGAAUCUUACUGUGUCCUGGUCGUUUGAUGGUGAGCCAGUUUCUCUGCAUAAGCAAGAGUCAUCGCUUUCUUGCGCGAUUAAUCUUGCCCAAGUUCUUCCUUCAUCAGUAGCAAUUGGAAUCUCAGCUGCAACAGGCCUAUAUCCAACGAGACACAGCAUCAACUCAUGGGAAUUUACUUCAAACUUGGACGUCGUGCAUCCCCCAUCGUUGCAUACAUCAAGAAAGGAGGUAAACUCUAAGAUGUAUAAGAUGAUAACAUUCAUCACUGUUCCCAUAGCAUGUCUCUUGCUGGUUAUUUCAGCAGGGUCUUGCUUAUUCGUGAUCAAGAAGAGGAAAAAAUACGAGUUUCGACCUCUGACUGGCAUGGACAAAGAGAUAGUACCAUUGCCGGUGAAAUUCUCUUAUCAAGAGUUGCUUGUUGCUACAAAUGGCUUCGCAAGUGAUCGACGACUAGGCCAAGGAGGGUCCAGCCAAGUUUAUAAAGGAUUUUUGAACCGUUUAGACCGCCUAGUCGCCGUCAAAAGAAUCUUUGCAAAAUCCAAACAUUCAGAGGAGGUCUUCACCAACGAAGUCAAGAUACUAAGCCGCAUGAUACACCGAAAUCUGGUGCAAUUCAUUGGAUGGUGCCGAGAGGAAGGCGAGUUUUUGCUUGUUUAUGAAUAUAUGCCUAAUGGUAGCCUCGACAAUCAUCUCUUUGGAACUCGAAAAAGUCUUCCAUGGGAUGUGAGGUACAAGAUCGCUUCAGGGCUUGCGCUAGCCCUCAACUAUCUUCAUGAAGAUCUAGAGCAGUGUGUUCUCCAUAGAGAUAUAAAAGCAGCAAACAUAUUACUCGACACGAACUUCAACACUAAGCUCGGAGACUUUGGAGUGGCUAAGCUUGUUGACCCCCGGUUCAGGACACAAACGACGGACGUGGUAGGGACGUAUGGUUACCUGGCGCCAGAAUACUUGAGUGAUGGUAAGGUUACUAAAGAAUCCGACAUGUUCAGCUUCGGGGUCGUGGCUCUAGAAAUCGCAUGCGGAAGGAGGACCUUUCGGGAAGGAGAAUUUUACGUUUCGCUACGCAAGUGGGUUUGGCAGCUUUACCUUGCUGGAAACAUGCUUGAAGCAGCGGACGAGACAUUGGGUUCGAGUUUCGACAGAAAGGAAAUGGAAUGCUUGAUGAUGCUGGGACUGUGGUGCGUCCAUCCAGACCCGAAGAGAAGACCGAAAGCAGGAAAAGUUAUCAGAUAUCUUCAGCAAGAAGCCUCAGUGCCCGAUCUUCCACCUGGCACAUUCGAGCCUCCCACUUCAUAUCAGCCAUCAGCAAAAGGAGCAGUAUCGUCUUCUACUGAAGAAUUCAGUUCCUUUUCAGCAAGAUAG